Messenger RNA from Musa acuminata AAA Group (dessert banana), 2458 nucleotides. RefSeq names its product RNA polymerase II C-terminal domain phosphatase-like 1. NCBI's taxonomy places the organism in Eukaryota, Viridiplantae, Streptophyta, Magnoliopsida, Zingiberales, Musaceae. The coding region runs from base 785 to 1207 and encodes 140 amino acids. The transcript is spliced from 3 exons. The record is from RefSeq and is a predicted model, not a curated record.
CAAUAUCUUUAAUGGAAAAUAAAUUAAAAAAUGAUGUGCAUGUCUUCAUAGGUGAAUAUAUCUGUUUGAACUCUUUUUUUACUUCAAAACUGACUAGUAUCUAUUAUGCAUAACAUCUUCUUGUACCUAUAUACUGAGUUUGAACAUCCAACAUGUUCUGUUGUAUGAUUAAUACUUGUUUGUGGUUCCUUCUGGUUUUCAAAAGAAAACUUACUUCACUGGUGUUCCCAAUAAUUAGAUUAUAAUGUAAGCUGUUAAUCUGUACAUCAAGAAAGCAUGGCCACUUAAUGAUCCUCUUGUUGGGCACGGCUGGAUGUGCAUAAUUCAUGUGUUGUUCUGCAUUUAUACUCGUAUGUGUAAAGUUCUAUCUUUAUGUGCACCGCACACAACUUAGCUUAGGGUAAGCCUUACAGAGUUGACAUUCAUAUGUUGUUAAUUGCAAUUUCUAGUUUACGUGUCUAAUGUUUCAUUUGUUCUGUUUUCAUGCACUUGUAGACUGCUGUUAUUCCGAUUCGUGCAAAAGAGCUAGGUGAAAAAGGGCUGCACCUGGUGGCUAUGGCUUCUAGAAAGAACCCUAUGUCAUGUGCCUGUUUAUGGGGGUUUAUUGUGCAGUCACGGUUGUACGAGUCUUCUGUUAUGAUGCUGAACCUGAGAUGCCUUGGCAUUGUGUUUGAUCUUGAUGAAACACUUACAGUUGCUAAUACCAUGUGGUCAUUCAAGGACCAGGAUCAGUGCUCUUCAAUGAAAAAUAAGUAAUGAAACAGAUCCUCCGCACAUUACCAGCAUGUUAGCAGAGAUUAAACAUUCCCAAGAUGAUAAAUUGAUCAUGAAACAAUAUGCAGACAGUGACCAGGUUGUUGAUAAUGGUAAGGUGUUCAAGGUUCAGUCAGAGGUGGUCCUACCUUUGUCUGAUAGCCAUCAAUUGAUCACACGAUCAGUAAUAAGGUUACAAGCAAAAUACCAUCAUUCUGACAUGUGUAAAUCCAUCGAUGCGAGAUACAAGUGUUCUUGUACGAUUAAGGUUUGCAUGGGAGGACCUAAGGAGCUAUCUAACAGCAAGAGGUUGCAAGAGGUAUAUGUUUGCGCAAUGUCUGAAAGAGAUUAUGCCUUUGAAAUGUGGAGGCUUUUGGAUCUAGAGUCAAGCUUGAUCAACUCGUUGAAACUUCUUGACCGCAUAGUGUGUGUUAAAUCAGGUCACUAUCGAUAAUGCCAAACAAGCAUUUUAACAAAGAAUUUUCAUGGGUACCGAAGAGACUUCCAUGAGGAGGAUACUCCAAAACUGAAACUCCUGUGCCUUGAUGACUACACUAUAAUCUGCCCUCCAUGGUUCUGUUAUGUAUCAGAAGAGCAAGCCAGUUGGAUUCUGGUAGGGAACUAAGAAAGAUUGUUGACUCUUGAUGCUGGAAAGGUUUUCAAAGGAGAAAGAGCUAAAUCUUAUCCAUUUUCGGGCACAACCAGCAAAUUAUCUUCAGUAAAUGAGCAUUUGGUUGUACAUAUGUCAUGGCACCACCUUGUUGCCUAAUGAUUGGGUGAUUCCGUGAAGGAAAUCAGUUACCUUCCCGGUCAAGAAGGUCAUCUCCAAUGCAUUUGCCAUUUGCUAAAAGCUGGUAAGUCGACUCGACUUGUCAUUGCCAAUUCCGUCACAUGGCAGCUUCAGAAAGAAGGUAAUAGCUUGAGUUGGUGCAUGUUCUUGUAGUUCUUUGUGCGGUCAAGGAUUACUCGACGUGAUUGUGCUGUUGAUCUUCACUCGAAGCAGCAUGUUGAUCUUCAAUUGGCAUGAAAUUUUCAGGAUGGAUUGCUUCCUUUUGCUCCAUAAUCACCUUGGCGGACAGAUGAACAUUGUCUUGAUAUCUCGCAGUUGUGCAUGGUUGAAUAUUAGAUUCACUUGAAGCAUCAUGUCCAUUUGCUCCAUGAUCAGUGUUGGGCACAUCACUCUUGACAUAACCUUACUGCUUAUCAUUCACUGCGAGGUAGCAACUCUGCAACCUGAUCAACAAGGACAAAUUGGCUCUGGUGGCUUCCGAGAUGUGUAAUCUGCUAGCCUGUGGCGGCUUUUCACCAUCAGCAAACGAUCAGCCUGUGGAUUAUAGAUUUAAGUGAUUACUUUUGCUGCUAAACUCACGGAGGGUUAGCUUUCUUUCGUCCUGUAUAGAGACCAUGGCAGGGCAAUAGAUGUUUAGCUGCUGGAUAUCUUAUGCUGGAACAAUUUGGUAGAAACAUCAAAAGGUCAAUGCAGCUGCAUCCAAAUCUCCCACCAAGCAUUUAUCACCAGUCAAUCUACUUGUGGUUCACCCAAAGAAGGUCUCUUUUGUCUGUCAACUCAUGGUUUAUCGAUGAGUCCUUCACAGGGACAGAUCGACUGUGGCAGCUGCGGCCAGAGGAAGAAUGAGGUGGUUGGCAAUGCCGGCGAUAUGGCUUGUCCGAUGUGGUGAGGUUUUGGACAACAUGAUCCACUCAG